CUUCUCUCACUCUCAUCAUCAUCAAUCUCCUCUGUCCCUCACUCUCGCUUCCUUUCUCUUCACUCUCCAUCUCUUCCCUUCCUUCCAUUUCCAUCUCUCUCUCUCUCUCUCUCUCCCUCUGCUAGAGCCACCAUUGUUUGCAGAGGGAAAAAAUAAUAAUAAUGUUCCCCAUUUCUAAUUCCCAUUUUACCCCUGUCACUUUCACUUAUUUACUCCUCCUCUCCUCCACCACCACUCCCAUUCUCGCCAUCAACAUCACCACUCUCCUUUCCUCCUACCCUGACUUCUCCUCCUUCACUUCUCUUCUUUCCUCUACACCUUCCUUAGCUGAUGAUCUCACGCGCCGCUCUUCCCUUACUCUCUUAGCUGUACCCAAUUCAUUUCUCUCCUCCUCCGUCGAUUUCACGCGCCACCUAUCUCCUUCCUCUCUUGCCGACCUCCUUCGCUACCAUGUUCUUUUACAGUACUUCUCUUGGUCUGACCUCCAUCAGAUCCCUACAUCCGGUGUCCUCAUUACCACUCUCUUUCAAACCACUGGACGCGCCGCCUCUAAUUCCGGCACUGUUAACAUCACACGGAAUCCCACCACCAACACCGUCACUAUUAACUCUCCGCCCCCAUACUCCACUUCAAAUGCUACCGUUUUAUCUCUGGUUAAAAGCCUCCCGUAUAGUAUCUCCAUUAUCUCUGUGAAUUCCCUUUUAAUCCCCGAUGGGUUCAAUCUCAUGGAAUCGGAGAGUCGGCCUCCGUUAGGCCUGAACAUUACGAAAGCACUAUUAGAUGGGCAUAAUUUUUUCGUGGCCGCUUCGAUGUUAUCGGCUUCUGGGGUGGUGGAUGAAUUCGAAGCUGACGAAAGAGGCGCCGGAAUUACUCUCUUUAUCCCAACAGACUCCGCUUUUGCAGAUCUGCCGGCCAGCGUGAGCUUACAGUCACUGCCAGCUGAGAAAAAAGCUGUGGUCUUGAAGUUCCAUGUGCUUCAUUCCUAUUACCCACUGGGUUCCCUCGAGUCGAUUGUGAACCCAGUCCAACCCACAUUGGCCACGGAGGCCACCGGAGCCGGUAGCUACACUCUCAACAUCUCGAGAGUUAAUGGGUCGUUAGCAAUCGAUACAGGGAUAGUUCAGGCAUCAGUGACACAAACGGUUUUUGAUCAGAAUCCAGUGGCGAUAUUUGGGGUGUCAAAAGUGUUGUUACCGAGGGAGAUUUUUGGGAAGAAUGCGGUUACAACGAGCAAGCCGGAAAAUGAGGUGAUGGGCAGUGCUCAGCCACCGGAUAUUUCUCUGUCGCCAGAGAGUUCUCCCGGAUACGACGAGCAGCCUUCUCAUCUGUCAUCACCUCCAGGUUUUAGAGCAAACAUUAAAUCAGGAGACACAGCUGAAGCGGCCACUGAUGGACCACAGAGCUUGAUUCUUGCUCUGUAUUGUACAUUACUGUAUCUAUUGGUAUGAGGGUUUCAAUUUUUUUUUUUUUUCAUUUGUGAUAAUUAAUGAUUUUAUUUUUCCCAAUUGGUACACGGCCAAGAAAUCAGCCAAGUUUUUUUUUUAAUUUUUUUUGAAAAUUUUCUCUUUCUUAUUUUGGAAUUCAUGUCUAGUUGUGAAUUAAAUCAUGUGAAUAUUUCAAUAAUUUAUUUAUAAAAAAGAGUUUUUUUUUUCUUAGGAAGGAAAAUUAGUACUUGUUUGU
Manihot esculenta (cassava) is the source of this 1680-nucleotide messenger RNA. RefSeq names its product fasciclin-like arabinogalactan protein 4. NCBI's taxonomy places the organism in Eukaryota, Viridiplantae, Streptophyta, Magnoliopsida, Malpighiales, Euphorbiaceae. The transcript has a single exon. Gene Ontology annotation, biological process: multidimensional cell growth; abscisic acid-activated signaling pathway; mucilage biosynthetic process involved in seed coat development. The coding region runs from base 162 to 1448 and encodes 428 amino acids. The record is from RefSeq and is a predicted model, not a curated record. Gene Ontology annotation, cellular component: plasma membrane.